Messenger RNA from Guyanagaster necrorhizus, 1041 nucleotides. RefSeq names its product NAD(P)-binding protein. The coding region runs from base 170 to 931 and encodes 253 amino acids. The record is from RefSeq and is a predicted model, not a curated record. Gene Ontology annotation, cellular component: membrane. The transcript is spliced from 4 exons. Lineage: Eukaryota; Fungi; Basidiomycota; Agaricomycetes; Agaricales; Physalacriaceae.
GUGACAUUUAGUGCUGUACAUUGCGCGCAAUGUUACGGUGCUGCGUCAUCCAAUAUCACUCAGCAAUGAGGAUUACAAUCGAUUCGUACUCCACGGCAUCUUCAUGAGUCAGCCAUAAAAGCCUGUGCUUCACUUGGUUCCAAGCACCCCUUUUACUCUUAUCAUCACCAUGACUGCACCGAACGACCAAUAUAAGCGUGUUAUUCUCGUCACUGGUUCAAACACUGGAAUCGGCUACGACAUCGUCAGAUUGCUCGCGGAGAAAGGACAUACCGUCUAUCUGGCGUCGAGGAAGGAGAGUGCAGGAAAGGAGGCACAGGCGAAGCUGAAAAAGGACUACAACCUCGAUGUCAAGUUUGUUCAGCUCGACAUCACGGAUGAAGCUUCAGUUAAGGCUGCCAAAGAGACCAUCGAAAAGGCGGAGGGAAGACUAGAUACGCUAGUCAACAACGCUGGUAUACUGUGUGUGAGCUACAUGUCAGAGUCCCAGCUAGCGAGCACAGUGUCAUUGACCACGAUUCGUAAUGCCUUUGAACCCAACUUCUAUGGUCUGAUACAGACAACGCAGGCAUUUUUGCCUCUUCUGCGUGCAGCUCCCAAAGGCUAUGCAUGCGUCGUCAACAACACAACUGAUAUGGCAUCUAAUGCUCACCAAGCUGCCCCGGGAUCCCGCUAUUACGUCGCAUAUGACACUAGCAAAGCCGCAGCAAACUCUUACUCGAUUGCUUUGGCGAAAGAGUUGGAAAAAGAGGACAUCAAAGUGAACGUAGUCACACCCGGGUUUACGACAACCAAGUUGAAUAAUUUCUUGCCGGGUGGAAAAACGACGGAAGACGGUGCCUCUGUACUUGUUCCUUGGGCAUUGCUAGGGCCCGAAGAUAAGGGAAAGACUUGCUUGUUUUGGAGUUACAAGGGGGAAUUCCCAUGGUAGCUCUCGAAUGUUGAAGAUUGGUAGCAGCUAAUUUUCGGCGCGAACCUACGUGAUGUGUAAACAAUUCAGUAUAUAAUGUACCUCUGUUGCCGAGAAGGUUGCCAUCUGAG